Messenger RNA from Macrosteles quadrilineatus (aster leafhopper), 492 nucleotides. RefSeq names its product putative nuclease HARBI1. NCBI's taxonomy places the organism in Eukaryota, Metazoa, Arthropoda, Insecta, Hemiptera, Cicadellidae. The transcript has 4 exons. The record is from RefSeq and is a predicted model, not a curated record. The coding region runs from base 1 to 492 and encodes 163 amino acids.
AUGGGAGCUUGUGGUGCUGAUUUGGAGUUUACUAACAUCGUAGCUCGAUGGAAAGGCAGCACCCAUGACUCCAGAGUGUUCAAGAACUCCUCUUUAUACGCAAAGUUUGAGGAAAGAGACCUGGGCGGACUUCUCAUCGGAGACAGUGUCUAUGAAUGUAAUAGGUUUAUGAUGACACCUUUGCCAAAUCCUGUGACGCCGGAUGAACUUCGUUACCAGAGAGCCCUCAAAAGAACUAGAUGCUGUGUUGAAAGAAUGUUUGGCUUAUGGAAAAAUCGCUUUAGAUGUAUUCACACCGAAAAUACAUUAAGAUUUACGCCACGCAGAUGCUGUACUAUAAUUGUUGCCUGUGCUGUGCUGCAUAACUUCGGGUUUCGAAGAGGUCAAUGGAACAUUGUUGUAGAAUCAUCAACAUAUUCUGAUGAAAGUUCUGUCGACGGAGAUCAGGAUGAAGACCAUGAAGUACAAGACGAUAUUGUGAAAUGUACUUGA